AUGAAACAUCCAGUCACUGAAUUUCUGUUCAUUUUGAGCUGGAGUCUCACCUCUUCUCUUUAUUUUCAUCAGGGGGAGAAAGAAGAAAAGUGUAUCAUAGAGGAUAUUCCAGGUGAUACCCUGGUUACAGGACAUUAUAAAAUCCAAUCCUGGGAUUUGGCCACACGAGAUUUUCUUCCUUCUGCUCCAGGCUUGGGGAUGUUUGUGAUUGUCAAAGGUCCAGAUGAGCAGGUUUUGUUGCAUAAAUUGUAUGGGCCACAGAGUCGUUUUACAUUUCAGUCACACUCUCAAGGGGAACACCGUAUCUGCCUAACGUCCAACUCCACCAAAAUAGCAGUGUUUGCUGGGAACAAACUGCGUGUAAAUUUAGAUGUUCAGGUUGGCGAACAUGCUACUGAUGAGUCUCUUGAAGAAACCAAAGACAUGAUCAAUGAAGUGAAGACAAGAAUGCUGCAUUUACUCAAACAAAUGCAAUAUAUCAGUAGACAGCAGGACUAUCAGAGGUCACGUGAAGAAGAAUUUCGUCAAAUAAAUGAGGAAACUAACAGCAGCGUCUUAUGGUGGGCUAUGUUUCAAACCGUUAUUCUCCUCUCAGUGGGAGCUUGGCAAAUGAAGCAGAUGAAAAAUUUCUUGAUAGCCAAGAAACUAGUAUGA
Molecule: messenger RNA, 654 nt
Organism: Chiloscyllium plagiosum (whitespotted bambooshark)
Lineage: Eukaryota; Metazoa; Chordata; Chondrichthyes; Orectolobiformes; Hemiscylliidae
Product: transmembrane emp24 domain-containing protein 11-like
Source: RefSeq, a predicted model, not a curated record